Aureobasidium namibiae CBS 147.97 is the source of this 3012-nucleotide messenger RNA. RefSeq names its product UvrD-helicase-domain-containing protein. The transcript has a single exon. Gene Ontology annotation, biological process: recombinational repair. Gene Ontology annotation, molecular function: ATP binding; hydrolase activity; DNA binding. Lineage: Eukaryota; Fungi; Ascomycota; Dothideomycetes; Dothideales; Saccotheciaceae. The coding region runs from base 1 to 3012 and encodes 1003 amino acids. Gene Ontology annotation, cellular component: nucleus. The record is from RefSeq and is a predicted model, not a curated record.
AUGAAUAGAUUACUGGAUGACCUGAAUCGCGCUCAAAGGCUUGCGGUCGUCUCGCCUUCACUGGCUCUACAGGUCCUGGCGCCUCCUGGAUCUGGAAAGACGAAAACACUCACCGCUCGUGUAUCUUAUCUCAUCGCCGAACGAGGACUAAAGCCAUGGAAUAUCGUUGUUUGCACCUUUACCGUGAAAGCGGCACGAGAGAUGAAGGAACGAAUCAAAGACCUUGUAGGCGAUGGCUUGGAGAAGAAGCUUGUCCUAGGAACCUUCCACUCGGUCGCUCGACGCUUUCUCGUCUCCUAUGGCCACUUGAUCGGCAUUGAGAAGAAUUUUGGUAUUGCCGAUAUGUCGGACAGCAGAGCUAUCAUCACUCGCAUUAUCAAACGCCAGGGCUUCUCAAUCGAACCGGGAAGCGCAGGAGCCAGGAUCUCAAGUCUCAAAGCCAAGAGCGUCAGCGCCGAGCAGUAUGGCGUUACUCGCAAAGCCGCUGAGCAAGAGUUCAGUAUUGUCUAUGCUGAGUACGAGGAAGCUUUACGAACGUCCAAUUUGUUAGACUACGACGACUUGCUCCUUCGUUGUGCUCUGCUUCUUCGUCAACAUCCUCAGUGUGUCUCCAACAUUGAGGCUGUCCUCAUUGACGAGUUUCAAGACACGAACAGCGUACAAUUCGAGCUUAUGUGCCUGUUUUCUCAGUUCAAAAAGAACGUCACUAUCGUUGGUGAUCCUGAUCAAAGUAUCUAUGGCUGGCGAAACGCUGAAAUUAAAAACCUUGAACGGAUGGAGAAGCGUUUCCCUGGCACUGAUGUGAUACAUCUGGAAGAGAACUACAGAUCAGCAGGAGCCAUUCUCCAAUCAGCCCAGCAGAUCAUUGAGCAAGAUGAGAGCAGACCGACGAAGGCCCUGAAGCCCACUUUCGGUAUUGGAGACCGGCCAGUCCUUCGCAAACUGCCCACAGCCGAUGCGGAGGCAAAAUGGCUUGUUGCAGAAAUCAGGAGGACACAGGCUCUGAGUGCAGAGCUGCUCAAACCGAACGACUUUGCGAUCUUGCUCAGGUCAGCAGCUGUAUCAAGACAUAUUGAGUCAGCACUCGGCAACUCCGGAAUUCCCUAUCGCAUGGUCGGAGGAACCAAAUUCUUCGAUCGUAUCGAGGUCAAGAUGGUAUUGGAUUACCUCCGUGUGAUAAAUCAACCAGAUCACAACGAUGCACUGCUACGAAUUAUCAAUGUCCCCACUCGUGGCGUUGGCGAUGUGACUGUCAAAGGUCUUAUCGAUGAAGCUGAGAAGAAAGGCAGCACUCUGUGGAACAUAGUCCUCAACAUCGUCCAAGGCAAAGCAAGAUCAAAUACGAAACUCUCCACUCAGGGAUUGAAGGGUUUGACAGAUUUCGUCAACCUCGUCCUGACUGGUCAGAAGAAGAUAACAGGGACAGGAGAUCAACAAGCAUCACCUUUCGAAUUGGUCGAGUACCUCAUCAAGAAGUUGGAUCUCUCGAAAUUCUUGCAAAAGAAAUACCCUGACGAUUACGAGACUCGUUGGGCCAAUAUUGAAGAACUCAAAGCACAAACAGCAGACUUGACAGCCGCAAUGGCUCAAGGCAAACAGUUCAUUGAAGAGGAGGUGCUUCCAGAUAUUGAAGGUUUGGAACAACGUCUCAUUAAUGCCAACGAAGAUGCCUUGACUGUAUUCCUUGCGAACAUCGCGCUUUCGAGCGAGGCCCAACGAAAGCAGGAGGAAAAUCCUGACGAGACUCAGCAGCAUGUCACGAUCUCGACCAUACAUGCAGCAAAAGGUCUCGAAUGGCCUGUGGUCUUCAUUCCCGCCUGUUACGAAGGCUCAAUACCACACUCGAGAGCUGAUGACAUUGAUGAAGAACGAAGACUGUUGUACGUCGGCAUGACCAGAGCCCAGGCAUUGCUAUACUUGAGCUGUCCCAACAAGAACAGUCAAUCGGGAGAAACAACCAUGUCCCACUUCCUUACACAAAGAGGAAUAGAAGCAUUUUUCGAAACUCAAGGACCAAAGCUAUACGAUGAUGCAGUUGUUGAGCUGGCAAGAACAUUGAGAAGAGACCAGCCUGCUCUACAACAACUCAUCAAAGCACGCAGCACCUACGAGACACCCGAAGACUCCCACUGGCCCAUCGACGGCACUUUCCCUAAGAGCGAAAACACAAGAUGGGAUCAAGGACGCGAGAUUGAAUCCAAAGAAGGUAUUUACGCAAACAAGCGACGCAGAACAGAGAAUGAGCAGCAAAGCGGACCAACAGUGCCAGUAGCUGGAUUCAUGCCAGCCUCCAAAGUCACUAUGCAGAAUCCAGCAGGUUUCUCGACUGCAUCAAUGUCAAUUCCACCAAAGAUUACAACAGCCACCUCUCGCAUGCAAGAAUCGAACUCUGUACAGGAGGAAGCCAGACUUCGGGAUAUAGACGCACGCAAAGCACCAAUUAAGAAAAGCAAAGCCGCUGAGGGCACAGCUAACAUCAUGUCCUUUUUCGGAAAACCAAAGGUCGUCGCUACAGCAGUGGAAUCGACACGUACAGUUAGUGUUCCAGAGACCCACGCGUUGCCCAAGCCUCCAGCAUCUAUACCUCGCUACGUCUCCAACCCCCUAAACGACAUCUCAAACCUCUCUUCUUCACGCCCUGGGCAUACACAACAUACGCCUAUAGCACCUCCAAGCAAACCAGCACAACUCUCGAACUUCAAACUCCGUACCACACCUUUGACCACAAAACCUACAUCGACCAAAAUCCGGAACGAGGACACUGUACCUCCAGCAUCAAAAGCAUAUACAUUUCUCUCAAGUCCUCCUCCAGUAGAUCCACCAUUUUCGCCUCCAGAAGAGAGAGGUACUGCUGGAGGAACAGAGCAAAAAGCAGAGACCUUCAGACCGGCGAGUACGUUUCAUGCUACCAGUGUUGGGCAAGUUAGCAAUAGGAAUGCUGGUGCGCCGCGACGGUUGGGCAUGGGAAGGAGUUUCAAGCCUUGGAGCGCUAGAGGCGGUCGAGGUGGCUGA